This is a messenger RNA of Cololabis saira (Pacific saury), 4306 nucleotides long. RefSeq names its product NLR family CARD domain-containing protein 3-like. Lineage: Eukaryota; Metazoa; Chordata; Actinopteri; Beloniformes; Belonidae. The record is from RefSeq and is a predicted model, not a curated record. Bases 91 to 3960 code for a protein of 1289 amino acids. The transcript is spliced from 11 exons. Gene Ontology annotation, biological process: regulation of apoptotic process. Gene Ontology annotation, molecular function: protein binding.
AGUUAAACAGUUUUGAGGAGAAUUCUGUGAUACAACCAAGAAUGGAACAUUAUCUUUUGACUGUUUUUACAUCUUGAAGAAAGAAUCACCAUGGGGGGUCAGUGUUCUGCCCUCCAGGGGGGUAAGAAGAAGGAAGACCAUGAAAUGUACCAAAAGGCAGAAGAUUUUUCCAUCACAGACAAAGGUGGAGAGAAGUCCGAUCUGCUCCAAAGACGGAUUCUGCAAGAACAGGUGGGAGAGAUCAAUGCAAAAUCAGUCGAAGAGACUUCCUGCAGGAAAGCAGAAAAAGAUGAAAGUGACAAUAACAGAGGUUUGGUUCAUGAGCACAGGACACCUGAAGUUAAUAAUCUAGGCAGCCUUUUCUUAUCUGAUGCUGAGUCUGCAAAAGCAGAUAGUAAAGAAGCUGACUGGGUGGACAGAAACAGGGCUGACCUCAUUCAGAACAUUACUUUAGUGAUGCCAAUAGCGGAUCUGAUGCUUCAGAGAGGCAUAAUGCAUAAAGAGAUGUACAACCAAAUCAAGAGUAAAGGUGUGGAGCAGGAUCAGAUGAGGGAAAUCUACAGAGCUCUGACAUGUACACAAACUAAAUCUGCCUUCUACAAGAUCCUCCAAGAAAUUCAUCCUGAGAUAAGUCCCACUGAAGAUUUCUUCAAAGAGAUCAUCAAAAGGAACAAAGAAUAUUUGAGGGAAAAGUGUUCGUGGCAGCUUGAAGGCACCGGAAAAUCUCGUGAGGAUGAAAAACCACUGGACAAGAUUUACACAGAGCUUCACAUUGUUCAAGGAGAGAAUGAAGAUAUCAAUAAACAACAUGAGAUUUGGGAAAUUGAAGAUAAAUCAAGGAACCAAACAGCAGAGGGGAUUAAAAUCAACUGCAAUAAUAUCUUUAACACCACUCCAGAAAACACAGCAUCAUUUAAGCGAGAUGAAAGAAGAGUGAAAACCAUCAGGACUGUGAUGACCAAGGGAAUAGCUGGAAUUGGAAAAACUGUCUCUGUGAAGAAGUUCAUUCUUGACUGGGCUGACGGUCGUGCCAAUCAGGACUUGGACUUCAUUUUCAUGUUUCCAUUCAGGGAGCUGAAUCUGGUCAUAGAUGAUGAGUUCAGCCUUGAGGAACUAGUGAGGGAAUUCCAUCCACAGCUUAGUGACAAAGCACCAGCAAUAAUAUUUUCAGAAAUAAAGACAUACAAAGUCUUGUUCAUUUUUGAUGGUCUCGAUGAAAGUCAGCUGAAACUGAAAUUCAAAGACACCAAAAGACUCUCAGAGCCCUCAAAGAAAUCCUCAGUGGACACGCUGGUGACCAACCUUAUCCGAGAGCAUCUUCUUCCUUCUGCACUUGUGUGGAUAACAUCAAGACCAGGAGCAGUUCAACGUAUCCCUCAAGAAUAUGUUUACCUUUGGACGGAGGUCAGAGGUUUUAAUGAUCCACAAAAGAAGAUCUACUUCAGGAACAGAGUUGAGGACAAGGAGGUCGCUGAAAGAAUCAUCAACCUCAUCACCAUGUCACGAAGCUUAUACAUCAUGUGUCACAUCCCCAUCUUCUGCUGGAUUGCCUCAAAAGUUCUUGAGUAUUUGCUUUUAAAAUCAGGCAACACUCAAGAUGAAACCAUAAAGACACCGACAACUCUCACUGAGAUGUACUCGCACUUCUUUCUCAUCCAGAUGACGGUUGCUACUGACAAAUACGACGAGGAGGAGAAGACUGAAGCAGAGGAGAUCUUCAAGUCAAAUGAGGAGUUCAUCUCCAGAUUAGGCAGGUUGGCAUUUGAAAAGUUGGAAAAAGGUGAAAUCAUCUUCAGUGGGGAAGAUCUGAAAAAGUACGGCAUUGACAUGGACAAAGCUGGAGUCUACUGUGGAUUCUGUACAGCGAUAUUCAAAGUGGAGAGUGUGUUCAAUACCAAGAAACUCUACUGCUUUGUGCAUUUGACAGUCCAGGAGUAUUUUGCAGCUCUCUUUGUGUACCGAAGUUUCGCAAGAAAAUCCAUUGAGUCUCCAAUCCUCAAGAAUUUCUUGCUGGUAGGAUCUGAUGAGGAUCUUGAGUCUGUCCUGGAUGCAGAUCCAGUUGAUCUACCCCUAGAUGAGUUGAUGGAAAUUGCAAUAGCUAAUUCAGCUCCAAGAGAAACGGGAGAACUGGACAUGUUCCUCAGGUUCCUAAUUGGUUUGUCCUUACAGUCAACACAAAAACUGCUUUACGGCCUGAUUCAGCAGACAGAGGAACACUCUGAAGUUGUUGAAGAGAUUGUGAAGAGUCUAAAAGAAAUAGAUCUAGAUGACUGCUCACCUGAAAGAUGCCUGAACCUUGUCCACUGCCUGGUUGAGCUGAAGGACACUGCCAUACAUGAUGCUGUCCAGCGGUAUCUUGCACCAAAUCAGAGUCCAGAAACACAACUCUCCCCUGUUCAGUGUUCAGCUUUGGCAGAUUCCAUUCUCAUGUCACCUACACCUCUGGAUGAAUUCAACCUGAUGAAAUUCAGGCCAACAACAAAAGGUAUUUUAAGGCUUCUCCCAGCUGUGAGGAACAGCAGGAAAGUAAUAAUCUCAGGUGUGUAUCUCAGUUCUCGGGAGUGUGAAGCAAUCUCUUCAGCUCUGCAGAUGCCAAACUCUGUGCUGACUGAGCUGCAUCUGGUAAACAAUAACAACUAUUCUGAUGACCACAUUCACAUCUUGGUUAACGGACUAAUAAAUCCACUGUGUCAACUGGAAGCUCUCAGUCUCUCAGGUAACAGGAUAUCACAUCUGCUAAAUCAACUGGCAGUUAAAUCGGUCUUCUCAAAUCUAAGAGAGUUGGAGCUGAGUGACGUGUGGACAACUUCAUUGAUCUCAGUGACCGCUGCUGGGCUGAACAACCCAAAACUGGAGAAACUCAGGCUGAACCGAAACAUUGGAAUCUCUGAUAUCUGCAAGGAGCUCGCAACAGCAUUCACAUCCAAACCAUCCAACCUGCGAGAAUUGGAACUGAGUUACAGCAACUUUACAGAUUCAGAGAUGGAAGUCCUCUCAAGAGCACUGACGAGUGCAAACUGUAAACUGGAGACACUGAGUCUCAGUCACAACAAAUUGACUGUUGAAGGCUGUAAGAUGUUGGGCUCAGAACUCAGCUCCAGACCUUCCCGUCUAAGAGAGUUGGACCUGAGCUACAACGACCUGCACAGCUCAGGACUGAUGGAGCUCUGUAAUCCACUGAUGAGCCAACACUGCAGCUUGAAAACUCUGAGGUUGUGUUUCUGUAAAGUGACAGGAGAUGAAUGUUCCUCUGUGGCGUCGGCUCUGAGGUCUGACCACUGCAAGCUCAGAGAGCUGGACCUGAGCUUCAAUUACCUCACUGAUCAACAAAUCAAACUGCUGACUGAAAUACAGGAGGAUUCACGCUGCAGUCUGGAGAACCUCAAUGUGGACCAUAAUGAAGAAUGCUGGGUCAAUCUGAAGCUACUCAGACAAUACGCCUGUGAUCUGACGCUGGAUCCCAACACAGCUGGAAAGAUGAUCCUUUUGACUGAGGAGAACAAAAUGGCAACAUUUGACACAGAGAUGCAACAAUAUCCUGAUCAUCCAGAUAGAUUUGCUAUACCUCAAGUGCUCUGUGAGGAGGCUCUGACUGGUCGUCAUUACUGGGAGGUUGAGUUUGAUUCAAAAUCAGGUGAAGUUGGAGUUGCAUACAAAAGUAUUGUGAGGAAUGGGGACUGUUCAGUUGACUUCUCUUUGGGAAAAAAUGAAAAGUCUUGGAGCUGGGAAAUUGAAGGAAGUUUUCAUCACAACGAUUCACCUGAAAAAUUUUUGGUGUCAAAAACAAGCAACGUAGGAGUGUAUCUGGACUGGCCAGCAGGAAUGUUAUCCUUCUUUGAAGUCUUUCCUGAAACACUGACACAUCUGUACACUGCACGCACAACCUUCACUCAACCACUCUAUCCUGGUUUUGGACUUGAAAGUGGAUCUGUGAACCUCAGGAAAAUACAUAUGGAAUAAUGAAAAGAGGCAAAAGUCACUGACUCGGCUUAAUUGUUAAGGGUAGGUGUCUAAAAAAACUGUGACACAUUCAAUAAAAUGUUGUAAAAUUUGAGAAUUCAUGUAGAUAGAGGCCCACUCAGAGGAUGUAGGUGAUGGACUAGAGUGGUUCCUCCCCCCAAAAUCUAGUUCAUAUUAACAGAGAUGUAAAAACAUCAAUCACAACAAAGGGAGCUGUUGUAUUGUACUUUAAUCUCAUGGUACAUUAAAAAAGCACGUCACACACGUUUAUGUAAGCUUCAUGUUGUAUUUGAUUUGACUAUAAAAUGUUGCUGUAUUUUACAUAUUUGUACUUUCUGAACUUAAU